AUGCAUUCAGGAAAGCAAGUUGACCCCGGCGCCAUCGACGGCCGUAUGUUCGACUUCAUCGUCUGUGGAGGCGGCACGUCGGGUUGUGUCAUCGCAGCACGCCUGGCACGGAUUCCGAACAUCUCCGUGCUCCUAGUAGAGUCUGGCAGAGAUUCUGGGUUGGCGCCGGAGGUCCUGAUUCCGGGACACUAUGUCAAGCAGCUCCAGGAGGACAAAGCGGGCCUUUGGGAGCUGGAGACCGUCCCCCAGCGACACUUGAAUAAUAGACGCUUGCUGUUCCUCCGUGGAAAACAGCUGGGAGGGAGUUCCGCGGUAAAUUAUAUGGCUCUUGCUCGAGGCCCGGCGGCAGACUACGAUGAAUGGGCGAAGUUGACUGGUGACGCUGGGUGGAAAUGGGACAAUGUGCUCCCCUUGAUGAAAGAUCUCGAGGAUUUUGACCCAAAACUACCACCAGGGGCGAGUGAUUUCGCACAGCCUAAGGCUUCUGUUCAUGGAUCAUCAGGGCAAGAGAACCCCAGACGUUCGCCCCUCAAGGUCGGCUUCGGGAAGGAGCUGGUACCGGGCGUGAAUACGUUCUUUCAGGCAUGUGUUGAGGUCGGAAUGCCCAUGUGCCUGGACAACAACUCUGGGAACCCCGUGGGAGUCGGACUGGCGCAGUUCAAUGUUCGUCGAGGCGAAAGAAGUUAUGCCGCCAACGCCUUCCUGGACCAUUCUGCUCGUGCUCGUUUCCGAAAUUUGACAGUUCUGACUGAUACUGAAUGUGACAGGGUUUGCAGCGACGGCCGGAUCGCCACAGGUGUCGAUCUAUAUCACAAGGCGACUGAAAAAACAGUCCAUGUGAGAUGUCGCAAAGAGGUAGUGCUUUGCUCAGGAACGUUUGGGUCUCCUAAGAUCUUGAUGCUGUCAGGCAUUGGGCCCCUCGACGUACUGCAGAAGCACGGGAUUCCUGUAGUCAUAGACUCACCAGGAUGCGGUCGAAAUAUGCUCGACCACUCCAUCAUCACCUGCGAAUACAAGGUAGACGACAGCAUCCCAGCGCAUAACCAAAUCUUCCUCGACCCAGGGCUCUAUGACCAGGCUAAAUCCCAAUAUGCCGACAGCCGCACUGGACCUUUAGCCACGUACGGAUCCAGCGGCUCCGUGUCAUUUCCAAGGAUCCAGAGGCUGUUUGAAUCCAAAGAGUUUUCUGAUCUCGAUAGCCACACUCAAGAAUUCCUACUGGAACCCACCAGACCCUCGGCAGAAAUUUGGCUAGGGUCUGGCCCGUCCGUUUACGCAACUGAUGAUCCGUCCAAGAGCUACAUCACCCAUGAAAUGCUCAUCCAAAAUAACCUGUCCAAGGGCACGGUGACCAUUCGAUCGCGAGAUCCACGCGAUCCUCCGCUGGUGGAUCCGAAUUUUCUCGCUCACCCAUUUGACAGGCGUAUCGCUAUUGAAACCGUCCGGGCUGCUUUGAAGGUGGCCAGUACAGAGGCGUACCGGGGAACAAUUGAGACUCUUGUGCAUGGCCCCAAGAUCGACAUUGGAGUCACGGACCCCGACACAAUCAGAGACGAGGAUUUGCUGCAGUUUAUUCAAGAUAAUCUCGACCAAGGCUAUCACAGUAUGGCCACCUGCAAGAUGGGGAAACGUGGCGAUCCGACUGCGGUUGUCGAGGAUGGAUUCUGUGUGAAGGGAAUGCAAAAUCUACGUGUGGCUGAUCUCAGCGUGUGUCCCAUUCUGACAUGCAAUCAUACGCAAAUCAACGCUUACUUGAUAGGCUUACGCUGUGCGCAAGAGCUGGAGAAGCAGUACAAGGAGAUCCCAAAGCGGACCGGGAAAUUGUAG
Aspergillus candidus is the source of this 1827-nucleotide messenger RNA. Its product is annotated as GMC family oxidoreductase. The record is from RefSeq and is a predicted model, not a curated record. Bases 1 to 1827 code for a protein of 608 amino acids. The transcript has 7 exons. Gene Ontology annotation, molecular function: flavin adenine dinucleotide binding; oxidoreductase activity, acting on CH-OH group of donors. NCBI's taxonomy places the organism in Eukaryota, Fungi, Ascomycota, Eurotiomycetes, Eurotiales, Aspergillaceae.